AUGCCCACCAUAUCUUACACGCCCACGGAUAUAACCAUCCCUCAAUCGAUUUACGAUAAGGUCCCCAAUCUCGAAGAAUACAAGAACCUCAAGGAAGCGGAGCGCAAGAUUGAUCUUUUGAUAGCUAGAAAAGCGCUAGAUUUCCAGGCAAUACAGCAAAAGACGAUACAUCCGUUUGAGUACAGGUCAAGCACGGGACUAUUGAGGGUGUUUGUUUACAAUACAUGCGAGAACCAACCAUGGCAGAAACAGCAGCAAGAACAACAACAACAACAGGCAGCGUCAGAUCCCACUGCAGACUCAACGUGGACACUCAGGGUGGAAGGGAAGUUCAUCAGUGACAACAAAACAGAAGCCAUCGACACCCACAAUUUGAAAUUCAGCUCUUUCCUAUCGGCAAUCUCAGUGGACUUGCUCCCCAAUGAGCACUAUCCACACUUGAAAGACUCGCCCGCCAACAUCAUCGAGUGGAGAGACGAUGGCUCAAAUAACCUACAGAGGAACCCCGCCACCGAGGUCAACUUUGACGGAUUGGACGUGAAGAGAAACGGGAUCUUCAAUUUGAAGUGCAAGAUUGCCCUCUUGGUGAAGAGCUACUCCAACAAAUUGCGAGUCUCGGACGAAAUGGCCCAGUUUAUCGGCAAGACAGAGUGCACGCAACAGGAAGUCAUGUAUACCAUCUGGAGCUAUGUCUUGUGGAAUAAGCUCUUCAAAGUCAACGACCUGUAUAUGCACGUUCCCGCUGUUGAAAACGCCACUAUCAACCCCAUGAGUGACAAAUCUGGCGGCGCCAGCGGUGGCGAAGCCGGCGGUGUCAAUGACGAUUUAACGCUCACGACAGCCGAUGAUGCCCUUUACGAUCUCCUCAAGGUCCGAGAGUUUACAUUUAAGGACUUGUACAGGUUGAUUCAGCCACAUUUCAGGCCCAGAGAACCCGUGAUUAUCGACUACGAAAUCGACACUAGAAAAUCGACAACGUUGGGCGGAUUGAUCAUAGACAUACCAGUUGAGUUACCCGUUAAUCUUUCCCAGGCUCAAAAGGAGUUGUUGGACUUGAACAAGAAUGCCUUUGACAACUUGGCGCAUCACGAUGCGGCUAUUGAGAAAUUGAACCUGAAAUUGUCGUUGGCUAUCAUUGCCUUGAGAAAUGCAAACUCGCGCGAAAUCUUUUUUGAAGAUUUGAGCAAGGACCCCGUGGGGUUCGUGGAGAAAUGGUUGGCAACUCAAUCUGAAACGUUGAAAGCUUUAAAAAGCGAUGACGGCUACGACGAGGAGACGGUGAGAAGAGCUCAAUAUUUUGUAGACAACGAGGACUUGAUAAGGGAAAAGAUUGACCUCUUGUUUGGAGCUGGCAAGUUUUAG
This is a messenger RNA of Lodderomyces beijingensis, 1362 nucleotides long. The record is from the annotation of a GenBank genome assembly. NCBI's taxonomy places the organism in Eukaryota, Fungi, Ascomycota, Pichiomycetes, Serinales, Debaryomycetaceae.